Diaporthe amygdali is the source of this 234-nucleotide messenger RNA. RefSeq lists its product as uncharacterized. The record is from RefSeq and is a predicted model, not a curated record. The transcript has a single exon. Lineage: Eukaryota; Fungi; Ascomycota; Sordariomycetes; Diaporthales; Diaporthaceae. The coding region runs from base 1 to 234 and encodes 77 amino acids.
AUGGUUGCCGUGUCUACCAGGUUACACCUCGGAGACAGCCUGUAUGCCGACAGGCUAACCGUGGGCAACCGACCGUCCGCCUGGCGGCCCAAAUCCCAAGAACGGCUUCCCAAGUUCAGCAAGCUCGAUGCACUAUCACCCUAUCACCCUAUCGGCCAGGCCCAGCCUUGCUUUUGGGUCCCGCGGGCAUGGUUCCCCAGCCGCCUCGCUCAAGACGACCAGAAACCUUAUUGA